This is a messenger RNA of Paramisgurnus dabryanus, 3223 nucleotides long. The record is from RefSeq and is a predicted model, not a curated record. NCBI's taxonomy places the organism in Eukaryota, Metazoa, Chordata, Actinopteri, Cypriniformes, Cobitidae.
CGAGCGUGCGUGUGAUGUGUUUGUGUAUCCUCAGUGUUUUUCUCUCUUGCGUGUUUCAUUGAGUGUAAACAGAGUCUUGUCUCGGUGUAUUUAAGUGUUGAGACGUUGAUGAUGUGCUGUGCUGUAAAUGAGUAUGAACUGAUCUGUCCAUGCUGGAUAUAUUGAUGAUUUCAUCACAGAAAUCUCUCAGCUGAAGAAAGAGGUGGCGUUACUGGAGACAAAGCUGAGGUCAAGAAGAGAUUUAGCAAUGAAUCGAGAGGAUGUGGAUUGUUGUGAAUCUUCAGUGUAUGUGACUGAUGAUGGGAGUCUGGAUUCAGUGUGGAUGAGCAGAGAUCAGAGCCGCACACCACAGCCACUGCUGGACUCUAAACUCUCUGAAGAGAAAUCCAGACACACACAGGACUCCGAUCUCAGUCUGACUUUACUCUGUUAUACUGAGUCAAAGCCCACAGACACUCAGGACACUACAGUGUGUGACAGUAAACAGAGCUUACAGGAGGAUCAAACAUCCACAGAGUCUCUGGAUUCUGUCUGUAACGCUGGAGAACAGCAGCAGAUCCUGCAGACCAAACUGAAGAUGUGUUCAGUUAAACUCAUCAACUGCACGAACCUCAUGAUGAAGAUUAAAACUGAACCCACAGAAAUCAAAACUGAACCCACAGAAAUCAAAACUGAACCCACAGAAAUCAAAACUGAACCCACAGAAAUCAAAACUGAACCCACAGAAGAUCGCACUGAUGAAGAUGAUGAUUUUAUUCCAUCAGAUGUGAAGAGCGAUUCAUGUUUGGAUAUAGAAAUAACUUCCUCAACAUCAAAAGAGCGGCUGACAGCACAAACUCUUUCCUGCAUCACCUGUGGAAAGACAUUCAGCUCACAGAGACAUUUAGAGAGACAUGAGAGAAAACACACAGAACAGAAACUCUUCACCAGAUCUGAGAUCAGCUUUACUACCUUACAAGAGAAGAAACUUCAUUCAGAAGACUACAGAGAGAAGAAGAAGAAGCAGUUUCACUGUGAGCAGUGUGGGAGGAUUUUUGUCUGUUCCUCCAAUCUAAAUGUUCACAUGAGGAUACACAGUGGUGAAAAGCCUUUCAACUGCACUGAAUGUGGAAAAUGCUUCAGAACCAAACAAAAUCUUGAUAUUCAUCAGAGAAUUCACACAGGAGAAAAACCUUACGAGUGUCCUCACUGUGGGAAGAGUUUUAAUGUAAAUGCUGCCUUACUAAGGCACCAGAGACUUCAUACAGGUGAAAAACCUUUCAAAUGCUCUCAGUGUGACAAGACGUUUGCUCAGUCAGGUCACUUGAAAGCCCAUCAGAGACUUCAUACAGUUUCCAGUAAUCUCCAGUCGUCUUCCAGCCACUACGAUUUGUUCUGUCCCACACAGCCACGCCAGCUUUCAGCCUGAGAGGAUAACAGCACAACAAGCGCACCAAAACUCGAACCUUUUUCGGGGUGCUCCUUUAAAUAGUCCACAGCAUGCCUUUCUUUCGCCUCCUGUGGCUCUGUCCUCUUUCCGCUCGCUUCCCAGCGAUACCCAGAUCAACAGAGCCUUCGGGCUCUUCAAAGGGUGCAUGUCUUCAAUCUGCCCUUGGCAAAAAGGAGCUUUCCCCGUGUCAAUCGCUGCUUCUUUGUGUUCCUGCAGAGCUAUUCAUGUGUCUCAUCCUCACACAGCCUCCAAUCAUAAUUUGCUUACUUAAUUUGUUGCACCUGUGGCUCGUAAGGUCCCGAUAGACCUUUCUCACAACUUCCGUAUUUAUGACCGGAACUACGCAAUCGUCGCGGAAAUCUACUUCCUCUGCAGUCAAGGCAAUGUAAAAAGCCGUAUCUGUUCCAUCAAUUCCCUGUUGAUGGUGAAGGUAUACAGAAGUGGAUUCAGGCUAUUCGGCGAGACUUAUAAUGUAUCGUUUUAGUUAACAGUUCAGUAACAGUUAUACUCGCUCUCUACUUACCUAGAAAUUUAUUGACAAAUUCUUCAUGGAAAAAGUUUUCCUCCAUUAGUCGUGUCACAUUAGCAAAUGUAAUAUUUGGCAAAUCCGUUAACGAAGUUUUGUAGACUCUUUGAUCCAUUUUAAACUUGCCCGGGUUUAUGUUUUUCUAGUGUGUUGACGCUUGACAGGAACUCCGCUUACACGACGAUUACGUAUUUCCGGUUACUGUGAGAAAGGUCUAUUGUGUUGCCCUGGAAACCAGGAGGUACUGGUGUGUCGUUAAAUGCGGCCUGGGCGGAAACCCCAUCUUCAGGCGGAACCAAUCUCUGUCACUUUUUGUUCCGCCCUCCAAUAGUCACCCUGUGACAUCACUGUACAAAGAUAAGAUACAAAUAUGUACAAGGAUAACUGCCACUCUGUUAAGUUAUUAAAUGUCAGGUAAAUAGAAGAACAUAAUAACACAACAAUAUUAACUAGAUUCAAUCCUUAACCUGACUCGAAAUUAGUGUACAAGCAAUUACAUAUCACCUUGCCAACACUGCAACAACACUUUUAUGGCGCUUUUCCAUUGCAUAGUACCCCACGGUUUAGUUUAGUCUGGGUCGGGUCAGCUCACCUCACUUUGGCUUGGUUAGCUUUUCCAUCGAGUUUAGUAUCACUUUGGAGUGGGAGGGAUUAUAGGCGUGUUGUUAUAUUUACGCUGCCUACUGCUGUGACAUCAUACAAGUGAGAGGGUUAUUGUACAUUCCCACACAUUAAAUUAUUUCUCAGUCUGCCACAAAAUUAAAAUUGGCCACCACAAAUAGAUGUUUGCACAUCGCCUAAAUAACUACCUCUGUCUCACAUGACAGUUUCUGUUCAAACACCCGACCCGUGGCGUCAGUCGACGGCGCUCCGCUGAGCCUCAUUCAAGUUGCAUUUAAGCAUAUAUAAUGCGGACGUGCACGUCGCGAAUGUGCCGCCACAAACUGCAAGUCUGGAAAAAACUGUUAUGGUGUCCCAGAUUCUCAACCUGUGGAUGUUUUUCAUCGCUAAAAGGGUGUUUGGAAACUUAUAGCGAACACAGAUAACAACAUGUUUGCUUGAGACAGCGCAAGCUAGCAGUAAGCUAAAGCUAAUAUUUACAUUAUAGCGAUGACGCUUCUCUCAGACCAAUCAGUGACCUACAGUGUUUUCGCGUCACGUUUGGUAUCAGCUCGGGUCACUUGGAACCCCAACCGAGGUGGUACGAAAAAAAGUAUCGGGUACUACGUACUGCACCCAAUGGAAAAGCUCCCAAAAGUAAGGUUACC